Molecule: messenger RNA, 2498 nt
Organism: Saimiri boliviensis boliviensis (Bolivian squirrel monkey)
Lineage: Eukaryota; Metazoa; Chordata; Mammalia; Primates; Cebidae
Gene: WDR45B
Product: WD repeat domain 45B
Molecular function (GO): protein binding
Source: RefSeq, a predicted model, not a curated record
CGCACGCACGUCCAACACGCACCACGCACGUCCAACACGCACCACGCACGUCCAACACGCACCACGCACGUCCAACACGCACGCACGCCCGGCACUUCCGGCCGCGGCGGCCCGAGCGCCGGCCGGAGGGGACCAGACCACCGGCCCCCGCGAGCGGGAUGAGGCGCUGAGCCGCGGACCCAGCACGGCGGCGCCAUGAACCUCCUGCCGUGUAACCCGCACGGCAACGGGCUGCUCUACGCCGGCUUCAACCAGGACCACGGAUGCUUUGCAUGUGGGAUGGAAAAUGGAUUCCGAGUCUAUAACACCGAUCCACUAAAAGAAAAGGAGAAACAAGAAUUUCUAGAAGGAGGAGUUGGCCAUGUCGAAAUGUUAUUUCGCUGCAACUAUUUAGCUUUAGUUGGUGGUGGGAAAAAGCCGAAAUACCCUCCCAACAAAGUAAUGAUCUGGGAUGACUUGAAGAAGAAGACUGUUAUUGAAAUAGAAUUUUCUACAGAAGUCAAGGCAGUCAAACUGCGGCGAGAUAGAAUUGUGGUGGUUUUGGACUCCAUGAUUAAGGUGUUCACAUUCACACACAAUCCCCAUCAGUUGCACGUGUUUGAAACCUGCUAUAACCCCAAAGGCCUCUGUGUCCUCUGUCCCAAUAGUAACAACUCCCUUCUGGCCUUCCCCGGCACGCACACGGGCCACGUGCAGCUCGUGGACCUGGCCAGCACAGAGAAGCCACCCGUGGACAUUCCCGCACACGAGGGCGUCCUGAGCUGCAUCGCACUCAACCUGCAGGGAACAAGAAUUGCAACUGCGUCUGAGAAAGGGACCCUUAUAAGAAUAUUUGAUACUUCAUCAGGGCAUUUAAUCCAGGAACUGCGAAGAGGAUCUCAAGCAGCCAAUAUUUACUGCAUUAACUUCAAUCAGGAUGCGUCCCUCAUCUGCGUAUCCAGCGACCACGGCACAGUGCAUAUUUUUGCAGCUGAAGAUCCAAAAAGGAAUAAACAGUCCAGUUUGGCCUCAGCGAGCUUCCUCCCGAAAUACUUCAGCUCCAAGUGGAGCUUCUCCAAGUUUCAGGUUCCCUCGGGCUCUCCGUGCAUUUGUGCCUUUGGAACAGAGCCAAAUGCCGUCAUUGCGAUUUGUGCGGACGGCAGCUACUACAAAUUCCUGUUCAACCCCAAGGGGGAGUGCAUCCGAGACGUCUACGCGCAGUUUCUAGAAAUGACCGAUGACAAGCUGUGACUCCCGGCCGGGAGCGCCACAGCACCCACCGCCUGUCCCCUUCAGGCUCUCGGGGCUGGUGCCAGUGCCCCAGGGGCCUCCUGGGCCACGGGCUGGAGGGGCUGCCCAGGGACUUGGUCUUGAAGCCAUACGUGGUUGUCUGCUUUCCUGAGGACUCCCAUUUCCAGUAUUAAAGAGAGAAUCAUCAUCAAGGCACCGUAGGUACUCAGUGGCUGUUCCCAUGAGUUCAGCUGUGACGUCGCUUCAGCAGCUCCACUGCAUCCUCACCUGGCGGGGGCUCCACACAGACCUGGGGACUGGGCUGAGGGUGGACACGGUCAAGUGUGUUUUUGCAACAGAUUCCAUCAUCCUGAGUCUGCUGUGGCGAAGUGAACAAGUGUGUAAAUGUAAGUUCUUACAUUAUCAGCAGAUUUAAAUAGAACACCAGCAGCUUGCCUUAGAAAAGGAGAAUUCCUUCUCCCGUCGGACAUGAAGAAAAAUGACUUGUAGCGAGAACAGAGUGUGAAUGUUUCCCUCGUGUGAGCCCAGCCCGUGGUUUUCUCCCUGCCCACAGCGUGGUCAUCUGUGGCUGUGUGUGGCGUCCCCGUCUCUGUUGGCGCCAUUAGAACAAGACAAACACCAGGCUCGCCCUAGAAGCCGAGCAGUCAGUCCUGGGGCGCGUGUGGGAUGGGGACUCUGCAGGGUGUCCUGGUUACAUUCUGGGUGAAAUCCCAGUUUCCCAGUUUCGUGUAGGGAACAGUGAUGCACAGACUUUGAACAUUCAUUACGGGGGAAAGCAUCCUUGACUUCGGGUCGUCUGCCAGAGCAGGGUCCGGGGGCGCCCACUGCACUUCCCGCUGCUGUGGUCUGCUCUCUCAGCCCCACCUUCUCCCUUCCCCUCAUUUAUAAGAAUAGUCACACACUAACAUUUUGGGAAGGAAAGGCAGACCUUCUUUUUAACAUCUGGUAACUAAAACAGGUUAUGGGCUUUACAUUGUCUGCUACUUGGGGUAUAUAUUUACUUUUCUUAAAUUCCCUUUAAAGAAACUUUAUUUUACGGUUUUGAUUUCAGAUUGCAAACAUAUAAAACCUGCACAGCAGCAAGUUCUCGGUUUUGCUGGUUGCUUUACCGUUACUGUCAUGUAAUCAACUAACUGUGUAUGUGGAUUUUGAUGUAAAGUAUGCAUGUUACUUUUAUGUGUAUUUAAUCAUGAAGUUUAAUUUUGCACACUUAUUUGUAAUGUUUCUUUUAAAUAAAAGUGACUAAUUUUGUUGUACUCUGGACCUGU